UUUGUUGUCUUGUCUCCAUGAUGCAUGACAGCGGUUCUCUGUGUGUCUUGUUCUAGCUUUUGCUCUGCAUGCCUUCAGGAAUGUCUGAAACCGAAGAAACCUGUCUGUGGGGUAUGUCGAAGCGCUCUGGCCCCUGGCGUCCGAGCUGCGGAGCUUGAGCGGCAGCUUGAGAGCACAGAAACUUCUUGCCAUGGCUGCCAUAAAAAUUUCUUCCUGUCUAAGAUCCGGGCCCACGUGGUUACCUGCUCCAAAUACCAGAAUUACAUCAUGGAAGGCGUGAAGGCCACCACUAAGGAUGCAUCCCUUCAGGCGAGGAAUAUCCCUAACCGUUACACUUUUCCUUGCCCUUAUUGUCCUGAGAAGAACUUUGACCAGGAAGGACUUGUGGAGCACUGCAAACUAUUCCAUAGUACAGAUACCAAGUCUGUGGUUUGUCCGAUAUGUGCCUCGAUGCCCUGGGGAGACCCCAACUACCGCAGCGCCAACUUCAUAGAGCACAUCCAGCGCCGGCACCAGUUCUCUUAUGACACCUUUGUGGAUUAUGAUGUGGAUGAAGAGGACAUGAUGAACCAGGUGCUGCAGCGCUCCAUCAUGGACCAGUGAGCCGUUGCUGCAGUGCAUCUCCCGCCCCAGAGCUUCCACGGGUAACUUUGGACUCCUCCAGUGAACAGCAAACUUGGGAGUGAGCCUGGGCGCGAAGGAUGACUGACAGAGAAAUGGGGCCCGAGGUCAGAGCCCCUCUUUCCUUGGGCUCUUACCAAAGCUGUCUUCCCUUCCUGUUCACCUUGUUUGCCCCACUAGCCCCACGGGCUCGUUCUCUUAAUCCUCAGCAACUUCCUGGAGCUCUUGCCACCAUGUCUCCAGCGCUACCUGUUCAUUUCACGCUCGCCCUCCCAUUCAGUAUCCUCCCUCAGGUCCUCCGAACCAGCCAGGACCUCUUCUGGGCCACAAAGAGCACAAAUGAGACCAGCA
This is a messenger RNA of Echinops telfairi (small Madagascar hedgehog), 972 nucleotides long. RefSeq names its product ring finger protein 114 (gene RNF114). Gene Ontology annotation, biological process: protein polyubiquitination; ubiquitin-dependent protein catabolic process. Gene Ontology annotation, molecular function: ubiquitin protein ligase activity. The coding region runs from base 25 to 603 and encodes 192 amino acids. NCBI's taxonomy places the organism in Eukaryota, Metazoa, Chordata, Mammalia, Afrosoricida, Tenrecidae. The transcript has 5 exons. The record is from RefSeq and is a predicted model, not a curated record.